Molecule: messenger RNA, 969 nt
Organism: Fomitiporia mediterranea MF3/22
Lineage: Eukaryota; Fungi; Basidiomycota; Agaricomycetes; Hymenochaetales; Hymenochaetaceae
Product: alpha/beta-hydrolase
Exons: 3
Coding region: 1-969 (322 amino acids)
Source: RefSeq, a predicted model, not a curated record
AUGCAUAACAAAAUAUUGCGGAAAUUCGUUCAUUCGGCGGAUGGCACGAAAAUUUAUGCAGAUGCAGUAGGCGAUUCCGCUCAUCCGGCAUUGGUAUUCGUGCAUGGGUUCUCGUCUAGUGCUGCUGUCUUUGAUGACAUAUUCUCGAAUCCUGAUAAUUCGAAGGAAUUCUACUUGGCGAGUACUAAUGAGGACCUUAUUGAAUUAAACUCAGUUCGUUAUGAUGUGCGAGGAUUCGGGAGGAGUGGAAAGUCAAGCGAGCCUGAAGGACAUGCGUCUCAGAGAUAUGCGGAAGAAGUCAAAGCUAUUCUUCAGGCGUUUAAUGUCAAGAAGCCGAUUUUCGUUGCCUGGAGUAUGGGUGGAAGAAUCAUGGCAGAUAUCGCUUCAUACCUUCCCCCAAACACAUUCCUCGGUGUGGUAUGCUUAGCUGGCUCGCCCUACUCGAACGAACAAAUGCGAGACACUUCAACCGCUGCAAUGAAGUCGCUCGUCCAAGGUCUUCUCACCAAUACCGAUGUGCUUGCUGAGCAGCAGGCAGUCGUUGCAGCAAAUAGGCUUCUAUUUCUGAGGGACCCUAAUCCGAGUUCCGACUUCCUUCGGAAGACUGCAGAGGCGAUUGCCAACGGUGCAGAUUUCCAUGAGGAGAAUCCGGACGUCUCGUAUGCGACGCGCUGUGCGCUUGUUGGGAUGGCUAUGUAUAUGUCUCCUAAGGACCGUUUCCUCGCUGUCAGUCGUCAGCAGGACAACACGAAGAUCAUCGAACUCGGGAGGAGCGGCUUUCCGUUGUUGGUCAUUUAUGGGACGCAUGAUGCGUACAUAUCCGGCGAGAAGAUGGUGGAUAUCGUUCGCCCUGUGUUUGUCAACAUGAAGGUGAAAGUGAUUGAAGGGGCUAGUCACGCUCCUUUUCUGGAGAAGCCGAAUGAAGUUAUGAAGGACAUCUUGGAUUUCGCUCGGGAUUUGACGAAGUAG